AGUCAAUGACGUCAAUGUCAUAAAUUUGAUGUAAAAAAAAAAAUUUGUUGGUUAGUUUUUAAGUUAUUGUAUCCAGAACAGAAAAAUCCAAAAAUAUCUAUGAUUUGUAUAGAUCCGGAUCCAACACCAUGUCCUCCCAGAUUUUAGGCCCUGAAUGGAGUUUAUGCCCAGACGGUAUCAAUAUUGUCACUGAAAAUGGUACGGUUAAAGACCCGAAAACGGCUCUUAAAAAGGCUUUGGACUCAGACCUAAAAACCAUUGGAAAGUCUACCUUACCGAACCAGUUGUCUAAGAGUCAAAUUGGAAAGGUAGUACUUCAGAUUCAAAAAAUAAGAAACACUUCAGCUCCCAAAUCAAGGGAAGAGUCUCAAGCAGCUCCUCGAAUGCUAAAACUAACUCUAACUGAUGGGGAAUCUUAUGUGCAAGCAAUCGAAUCAACCCAUAUUAGUAGUAUAAGUAGAGAAAAGACUGCUCCUGGUACAAAGGUGCUUAUUAAUGGAGCCCCGGUAGUCUCAGGUUAUUUACUCAUCUCCCCCAAUAACUGUACAGUACUUGGGGGACAAGUUGCACACAUGUACGAAAAGUGGUUAUUAGCAAAAAGUGUACAACAAAGCCAUAGGCAAGUUUCAAAUGAUGGUGCUCCUCCAUGGGUUGCUUUUGGCCACAAAAUAUUAUCGGGUAACCAUGAAAAAGGGUUUAAGUCAUUGGAAAAAGGCAAGGAGGGAGGCGGAAAUUCUGAAUUUGAUCAACAAAGAAAGGAAGCAAUUGCAGAAGCAUCAACAGGUGCUGUCAAAAAGACGUUCAGUGGUCGGGUUAAGCAAAAUGUUCAACCUGUUCAAACCAACCAGCAAUACAAUCGAGGUAAACCAAAUGAGAGAGGAGAUUCAGACCGAGGCCGACGAGGCAAGUUCUCACGAGACGAUGGUGAGGUUGAAAAACCCCAAAAACCUUCUGAAAAAGUAUCUUUAUUCUCAUUUUUGGAAGACAAAUUACCAGCGACGGAGUCAAAAAAACCCGCAGCUCCCUCACCAUCGUGUAACAAAAAUAACUGUCAAAAUUACCACCAAAAGGACCCAAGAAUCCAACAGAGGGCUGAAGCUAGACAAAAUGGAAAACCCCUUGAUAAAAAUGCUUUUAAUAAGGAUAGGCCAGUGGAGAGUAACGCUAGUCUUAAACCAAUGAAAGAAAAAGCUACAAUUAAUAAUGUAGAAGGAAAAGCUCCUGGUAGGAUGGAAACUGGUAGUAAAAGCAAUGUAAAUAAUGGCACAGUAAAAGCCUCAAAUGAUAAACGAAAUAGUCAAAGUAUUAGCACUGACAGCUCUAGAACCCCUCAAAAAUACUCAAGAGACCAAACUGCAACUAAUGAUAUUAUGCAACAAAAUCAAGGGCAUAGUCAAACUCAAAAAUAUUCCCAACAACAGCAUAAUAAUUACAAUCAAUAUAAAGGUUCAAACGACAGGCAAAACCAUACCACAAACUACAGAAAAGAUAGCUAUAAUCAACAACAAUACCCAGCUAAUACCCCGCAGAGUAGUUACAACCAAAAGUAUUCAAAUCAGCAAUAUGCACAACAGCAACAAUUUAAUCCGAAUCAUAACCUACAUAAUCAACAACCAUAUCAAACUUCGAUACCUCAAGCAGUUGAUGCACAGCUAAAUACCGAAGAAAUGCAUCAGCUAGCAAAUAAUUUAUCGAAAAUGUCAGUGAGUAAUGAAUUUGCUAGUAGAUCUUUGAGACAGCAUUUGAAUUUGGGUCCUCCGAAAAAGCAAGAGCCUCACCAGCAACAAAAUGGCUCCUUUGGUCCUCAAUUUAAAGUCGGAGAUCAAUGUCUGGCUAAAUAUUGGGAGGAUGGCAAGUUUUAUCCAGCAAUAAUAGCAGCAAUAACAGAUAAGACCUAUGCAGUUCAAUUUAAGGGCUAUGGGAACAUCGAGGAGGUUCUUAAGAAUGACUGUUUUUCAGCAACUGCCAAUAUAUACAAUCAGCCAAAUAAAAAUUAUUCUAAUAACUAUAAUAAUUAUCAACAAAAUAAUUUCUCAGGUACUUCAAUGGAAUUUCGGAGUCGACGAGGUCCUCCUAGGAAUUAACUAAUAAAUAUAGUAACUAAGCAAUAAAAACCCCUUUAUUUAUAUAAAAUUUAUUACAUCAACAAUUGAUUGUUAACAUUCUCUUCUUUUUAACAAAACCGUAUAUUAUAUAUAAAAAAUAAACAUUAUUUAUUAACAAAGCAA
This is a messenger RNA of Anthonomus grandis grandis, 2228 nucleotides long. RefSeq names its product tudor domain-containing protein 3-like. Bases 129 to 2084 code for a protein of 651 amino acids. The transcript has 11 exons. The record is from RefSeq and is a predicted model, not a curated record. Gene Ontology annotation, biological process: mRNA processing. Lineage: Eukaryota; Metazoa; Arthropoda; Insecta; Coleoptera; Curculionidae. Gene Ontology annotation, molecular function: RNA binding. Gene Ontology annotation, cellular component: cytoplasm; nucleus.